GGAUGUGGGCGCCUCACCGCCGUAAGACACCCACAUACUUUCUCUCUGCGCGUCCAUUUGAACGGGACUAGAUGAUGAGCGCCAAAUAACACGAGACCCGUCCACGGGAAAAGGAAAAAAAAAAAAAAGAAAGAAAGAAAAGUUUGCACCGAUUCAGUUCUUCGGUGAUGUGAAAACCUCGAGUGGAGGAGAUCUGUACAGGACACGGGCCGAAGGGGAAAAACUGCAGGAUUCGUGCAGGAUUCGUGCCUGCUGGAGCUCGCGCUGACCAUCAAAUGACCAACUUCUGAAAAGUCGAUCUGGGCUGUUCUUGCAGUUUCUCAGCUCGCCAACUUCGCAACAACAUCAUGGGUAUCUUGCUCUCCUCCAACCUUUUUCUCCUACUCCUGGUUUCUGUGUUGAAUUGGCUCCCCACUCCUGCAUCUGCAUUUCUCAUCAACUGGGACCGCACGACAUCAUCAGCCACCCUUGGACCUCACUUCACAGACUGCAUCUCAAGGGACCAGGAGUCUUUCCGCUGCUGGUGGAGUCCAGGCAGCCUCCAAAACCUGUCUUCUCCUGGAGCAUUGAAAGUAUUUUAUCUAAAGAAAGAUUCCCCCACCAGUGAAUGGAAGGAAUGUCCUGAGUACAUCCAUGAAAACAGAGAGUGCUUCUUUGAUGCCAACCAUACUUCCGUUUGGACCCCCUACUGCAUUCAGCUUCGUGGCCAAAACGUCACCUAUUUCAAUGAGGACGACUGCUUCACAGUGGAAAAUAUAGUGCGUCCUGACCAGCCCGUGUCUUUAAACUGGACCCUGCUGAACAUAAGCCCCUCUGGCCUCAAUUACGAUGUCUUAGUCAGCUGGAAGCCCCCGCCCUCUGCAGACGUUGGCUUGGGCUGGAUGCGCAUUGAGUAUGAAAUCCAGUACAGAGAGAGGAACGCCACCAACUGGGAAGCACUGGAGAUUCAGCCGCACACCCAGCAGACGAUCUAUGGCCUGCAAAUAGGAAAAGAGUACGAAGUGCACAUCCGCUCCAGGAUGCAGGCCUUUGUGAAGUUCGGAGAGUUCAGUGACUCCAUCUUCAUUGAAGUUACAGAAAUUCCCAGUGAAGAUUUUACUGUCCCAUUCACUUUGGUUCUCAUUUUUGGGGUUGUGGGGGUCCUGAUUAUCAUCAUGAUGAUAAUCAUUUCUCAGCAGCAAAGAAUAAUGAUGAUUCUCUUGCCACCUGUUCCUGUACCCAAAAUCAAAGGCAUUGAUUCAGAAUUGUUAAAGACGGGGAAACUGGAGGAGUUGAAUUUUAUCCUGAAUAGUGGGGGUGCGGAUGGCCUGCCAGCCUAUGCAGCAGAUUUCUACCAAGAAGAGCCAUGGGUGGAGUUCAUUGAGGUGGAUGAGGAGGAUGCACAAGGUGGAGAUAAGGAAGGCAACUGUAAUUCAGACACUCAGAGGCUCCUUGGUCUCCCACACAGGAAUCCAGAGGGUUUCAGCACCAUUAGCCACCCUGACGAUGACUCAGGCCGGGCCAGCUGUUACGACACAGACCUGCCGGAACAUGACACUCAGAGGCUCAUGGCAUCCCUGCUGCCGGGUCAACCUGAGGACAACGAAACCUGCCUGGAUGCCCCAGCUUCAGAGACAGGUGAAAAGCCCCUCAUCCAAACUCAAAUCGGGGGACCACAGACUUGGAUCAACACAGACUUAUAUGCCCAGGUCAGCAAUGUCAUGGCAUCUGGUGGGGUUGUGCUGUCCCCUGGGCAACAACCCAAAAUCCAGGAGAACACCUCAAGUUCAGAGAGGGAAACACAGAAAGUAGGAAAGCAAAAUGAAGAUGUUGAGGGCAUCAAGGAGCAGAAGAGAAAUGAGCCCCAGUUUCAGCUGUUUGUAGUGGUUCCAGAGGGAAGCGGCGACACCACCGAGAACAACAUCCAGCAGACCAGCACUCCUCCCAGCACUUCGGUGCCUGGGGCAGGGUACCAAACCAUACAGCCUCAGCCAAUGGAGACCAAACCUGCAGCCACGGGAGACACCAACGAGUCCCCGUACAUUCUCCCCGAGCCUUCCCAGCCUCAGCUCUUUAUUCCUGUUGCAGACUACACAGUAGUGCAGGAGUUGGACACGCAUCGCAGUCUGCUCCUUAACCCGCCUCCCAGCCAAUCUCCCUCUUUGUGCCAGCCACAGCAUCCUCUCAAAGUCCCAAUGCCCGUAGGGUACGUCACCCCAGACCUGCUGGGGAAUCUCACACCAUGAGUGGACAGGACCAUCAGACCUUAACUACAGGUACAGGCUUAUUGGACAGGAUGUCAGUAUGAAGUUACCCUACCUGAUUCCUGGUAACAACCAAAAAAAUCUUAAAAACCUGCAGGACACUGGAUGAAUAAGUGUGUGAAUUAACCACACACUUAUUACCAAGGAGAGAUAUGCAAGGAGAGAUAUGCAGGUACAUCUCAACAAAUUAAAAUCUAAUAGAAAAUGGGUUUUUUUCAGCAAUUCUAAUUAAGAAGUAAAUGUAAAAAAUGGAAAAGUUUGAUUUGACAGAAUAUUGAUCAAGCAUUUGUUUCUGUCAAUUUUGAUGAUUAUGUCUUAUAGCUACUACAAGUCAAAAAUCUGGUUUCCCUGAAAAUGUUAGUAUUCUAUAAUUUCAUAAUUUAUUAGCCUGAUGUAAUCAUUUCUUUGCAACCUAAACUUUGGCUUGUCAUUGCUUUUAAUCAGAACAUGAGAAACAAAUGCAAUAUAUAUGUCUCUGUGUGUAAUAAAUGUACAUAAUAUAUGAGUUACACUUAAAUUGAAUUGCUGAAACAAAUUAACUUCUUAACAAUAUAGUAAUUUAUUGAGAUGCACUAAAAACUACUCUUUUAUUAGUCCCCACUUAAUUGCUGAAUUUUUGGCUGAAACUCACUGAGGUUAAUAACAUCACAAAAACAUCACAAGCAAAUGCAAAGUUUGCAUCAAUGCAUGAUUGUAGUAAGUGGAAAAAUAUCCAUAUAUACAGUAUGUGUGAAAAAUUGCCUUAGAUUGCCUUAUAGUCUUAAUAUUGAAUGUGAAGUCAGAAUAUCAGUGAGGAUGAGAAGAGAAAGAGGCAGUAGUCAUGUUCUAACUACACAGUAAUUUGGCUUUGACAGUACUUGUCUUUUUGAGGUUUAAUGCCUAUCACAUUUACUAUAUUCCAAAGUUUCCUAUUUCACCAUGUUAUACUGAUAGUACUUCACAACAGAUAUAUUUUUAUACAAAACACGAAAAGUUUGAACAAAGCGAUGCAGAUUUGAAUCUCUGUCUUUGUUUCUUUAAGAAAAUAAAAGUUUUAUCUUUUAUAGUCAUUGGUUUUAGCUACACCAAAUGUCAACAAUUAAACCAAAGUUAGGGUGACCACUAAGUUUCUUAAGGGUCACUAGGUUUUUGAUCAGGAAUGCAUUACAUGAAAGGGAAACUAAAAUACUUGACUUAAUAAUUCCAAGAUUAAUUUGAAUAGAUUUUGUUGGACUUGUUUCACUGUCAAAGUUACUUUUAACAAAAAAGUAUGCAGUUAAACAAUAGCUUCACAUCAACACAAAACUUUAGUCACUGACUGUAGACAGUAAGGGUUUAUUUACUCAGAUUUUCCUUACAUGUGGAAACCAACCUUUUGCCCAGGCAGAGUCCCUCUUCACACUGCACCAGGGCAAUAGCAUGAGAGUAACAUCCCAUUAGUGGAUAGAGCUUGAGAGUACCUUAGCUGUUUACUCCAUGCCUCAAAUGUCCUGUGUAACUAUUGCUGAGAUGUGAAGAAAAACGUGCACAGUCUUGUACCAUAUAACAAUAUAAUUCUUUUUAUUAUUUUUUUUGUAGGUGUCCCAGCUAAAGAGUAGUGCAAAUCAGUUAGAAUGUGGGACAAAAUAGCGCACUCUGCUAUUUUAUGGGACCUGUAGAUAAUAUGAUAAUGAUGAUGCAGAUAAGCUGAUGAAAGUUAUCUGCUUUAAUACAAAGUAUUUUCCUCAUCCACAGCAAGUUUGAAUCUGAUGAUGGUGGUGCAGAAGCCUCUCCUGUAUUCCUGAAUUAGGAUGUUUGUUAUCAAAUGUCGUUUAGAUUUGAUUCCGACAGCAGUAGCAAAGUGGCUGAAUAGGAGUGUGGUAGCAUGGCAGUAGGGUGCUGCUUGACUUCAACCUGAAAUAUUAUUUUGUGGUAACCUAACAAUAUUCAAAUAUUAUUUGAUAUCCUGGUUUUCAUUGGGCAGUUUUCUGCCCUAAUUGAAGGCAAAAGGUGGUUCAACAUGUGUCACAGAACCAGCAGCAGGCCAAAGUUGCUUGACAGUACAUUGUUUUGGUUCAUUUAACAAAAGAGGACAUACAUGUUAUGAAAUUGUUGCAUUUUAAGUUUUCUGAAGACGAACUUUGUUCUACAUUGUCAUUUCAGAGACAGCAACUGGAAUAAGUUGACUGUGAAAAUGUACUAAAGAUGUUACGAGCUUGCACAAUACUUAUCUGCCACAUUCACUAUGUAACAAAUUAUGCCUAUUGUAGUAUUAUGGUUUGUUUAAUUGCUAUGGUACAAUACUAAUGUGGUUUAGAUUUCUGCAUAUCAGUUAACAAAAGGUACCUCUGUUUGCUAUGUAUAGAUGAAUUGGUUUAUAUGUUCUCUGUGACAAGAAACAGUUAAAAAUCGACACAAAACAUGCAUGCAUGUGUAUGUUAGCACAGAACAUAAAAGAACAUUCCCUAUUAUAAUAAGAUACUGUGCUUAAUGUUUCCAUUUAAGAAAAAAAGAUUUUCAUUUUGUAUGCUGAAAAUUAUUUGACAAUUUAUUACAAUUUUCAAAUUCAAAAUACUUAGCAUAUUUUGAGCUUAGCAUUUAUAAAAAGCAACACUCAACAAAUUGGAAUCUUGUUUGCUUAGCUUCAGGCUUUUUGUAGAUAAAAUAUUUAAGACUGUGUUUAUAAAGAAUAUUCUGCCUAAUACAGGAUCUUCUAUUUGUUUUCACAAAUAAUGUUGAAAGUAGUAAUUCCCCCACAAUAAAGGCUAUAUCAGCCUCUGUUCUACUCCUAAUGGGAUUCUUGAAAAGAAAUCAGAUGCCUCUUAUGUUUCAUUCCAAGUCCUGACUUGAUGAUUCAACACGUUCAUCGCAAACAUAAUAUGAGCACUAAUGUAACAUCUGCAUCUUAUUUUAGUGGCUAACCGAUCAACAUUGCUUUGUGCCAAGACAAAAAAACAUCAGGACUGAUAGCCUCAAAAUGACAAACACAUUUGAACUAAAUUAUAGUAAAAAUAUAAAUUUUUAAUGACUUCCAAAUUUAUUAACCUGCACCUGGAACAAAACUUUCCUAACAGUGCAAAAAAAAAAAAAACAAAAAAAAAAAAACACAACCAGUCUGUGAUUUAUGCUGCUUUCUUGCCUUUCUGAAUGUAAAUAUUCUGAAUAUAUGGAUCAAUGUAGUUUUUUUUUUGUAUCAAUCGGAUCUACAAAGAGAGGUUUAAAAUGUGAAUUUGAUGACUAUAUGCCAUUUCUCUUUCAGAAAUACUCAGUUCUCUGCUGCUCCUGCCAUUACGCGGAUGAUACCAGCAAAAUUUGUGCUGUCGCAAAAUGUCUUAAUGUAUUUGCUAGUGCUGUGCAAAUAUAAAGGUUUAUGUCGAGGAUGAUACUUUUACACGGUGAUGCUGCUUGGUGCAUGUAUUUCUCUUUUACUCAGUUUUUUCAUGGCUGAGUUCAUGUCAAGAAAGAGCAGUAAUCAGUGUUUUGUGAUAGUAAAGUGCAGGUUUUGUUUAGGCAUCUUGUCUGUCACAGUGUCCAGUGUUCACAGAAGGCUCUCAUUAUGUUCACGUAGCAAGAACAGAGAUUGAAGGACUUCUUUUUUUAGGUAAAACUGUGAAUGUGUAACUGGAAUACACAAUGCAAUCAUAAAACUGAGGAAAAGUUUUAAGCAGUGUUUGUAAUACCAUUGGCAAGAUGAAGAAAUUAGGAGGUGCUUUUUAUUCUUCAAGCCAACUGUGCAGAUGUUUACUACCUUAAGUAUAUAUUGUUCUUUUUUGCCAUAUCGCUCAUUUCACAGUGGCAGAAUUGGUAGUUUGUUAUUUGAAGGUUAUAAAUGUCAAGGACACUUUAGAGGACGCACUUUGUACACAUAAAGCAUAUAUGUGAUAUUUAGAAAUAGUAUUCAGAUUUUGUAUUUUUUGCCAAAUCAAGUGUGUGAUUUCUAUGUUACUACAGAAUAGCAUUAUGUUUUCUGGUCAGCACAAAAAUCAAACUUUGAGGAAUAAAUAAGCUUUGAUUUUGUCAUACAGUUUAUGUUUAUAAAAAAAACUUAUUUCACACUAACAGAUUACUAGAUUGUUGUACUGUAAUGGAGUAUUUAAUGUUUCAUAUAGAGUUUAUAGACGAUUAAAUCAGAACAUUUAUAAAGUCAUAUUAAACAUAUGUUGUGUGAUAUAUUCAUCUUUUUAACUUCUUGUUCUUGUUUGUGUCGCUGUGUGAUUUCAGUUUUUCAUGACCACAAAGAACUUUAUGACAAGGGUGAAUUGUUUUGGAAUGAUGCAUGUUUGGCCUGCAGCUUUGCGUUGAAGGCUGACUUUUGUCACUCUCUCGAGCCUGGAAGUAAUUUUGCUGGAAUUUUUGGUUGUCAGUUAAUGUUUUUGAAGCUAUCAGCACCAUACCCUGUGCAGUUCAGUUUGUUAAGGAAAGUACUUAAUUCUCCACUCGUCUUGAGGAUUUACUUCAAGCCAAGUACUGAUUUGAGUAAAUAAUGUUUUCUUUAGUUUUUGCAAUGUUCCAUGGCUCCUCUCUGUCUUUCUUCCUGUAGGCCCUCUGCCAUGUCAUUCACCCCCCCAGCAAACUGGAAACAAACAGCAAAUUAAAAUAAUAAUGUAGUCUAAGUUGAUAAACCGGUCGAUACUGGCUUUAUUAACUCCCUUUUUUGUCUUUUUUUUUUUUUACAUCCGAGUUCUUUUUUUUCUUUUUGCAUCCGAGAGCCAAUGUUCUUGUGUAAAAACUGCUGCUUUCCCUAGGGCCAAGAAAUGUAUUGAUCCUUGAGGAUUUGUCUGUUUUGUUCUCUUUUUGAUGUUGUAUGUGUGAUCAAUAAGUUCUCAAUAAAAUAAAUAUAACAGCA
Molecule: messenger RNA, 7047 nt
Organism: Poeciliopsis prolifica (blackstripe livebearer)
Lineage: Eukaryota; Metazoa; Chordata; Actinopteri; Cyprinodontiformes; Poeciliidae
Gene: ghra
Product: growth hormone receptor a
Exons: 10
Coding region: 348-2225 (625 amino acids)
Cellular component (GO): membrane
Molecular function (GO): cytokine receptor activity; protein binding
Source: RefSeq, a predicted model, not a curated record